CCAAUGCCAAUUUAGUUUCAAUUUGACAACCGUUUGCUUCAGUUGCAACUGCGAAAUGCUAUACAAGAGUUUGCCAUUGAUAUUGCUGGUGGCACAGUGCCUGCUGGCAGCGCCAGCGCCACCCCAGUCAAAUGAUCUGACACAGAAGCAGCUGGAGCAGGAGGCGCAGAACGAGACUAUCAAUUUGCUGAAUGCUCUAUUCCGGGCACAGAUCGCCUACUUUAGCGGAGUAAGAGAAAAGCUGAGUCCAAGUACGAAGCGCUCUUCAGAUAUUGCCCUCUAUUUGACACGAUUAAACGCGGCAAUAGCUGAGAAGGAUCUCGACAGAAAGAAUACAAUGUGGCAGAACAUCUUUGAGGAAUUCAACAAAACGCCGCUGUUGCUCAACAAACAAGAGGAGACGGGCCUAAGCAAUUCGGAGUAUCAGGCUCUGCUCACGGAUAAGAAGCUGCAGGAGAUCACGAAGAGUUUCAUUAGAGAUGUAGCCACGUACUUUGUGAAAAUGGCCCAGUUUAGCGGAAAUGUUAUCAAAAUAGGCAUCGAUGAAUAUAUUAGCACGUUUGAAGACGAUAAGAAGAAACAUUAAUAAAAGCUUAGAAAUUAAGAACUUAAUGGAGAAGGCGUUUUGAAA
Messenger RNA from Drosophila hydei, 631 nucleotides. RefSeq lists its product as uncharacterized. NCBI's taxonomy places the organism in Eukaryota, Metazoa, Arthropoda, Insecta, Diptera, Drosophilidae. The record is from RefSeq and is a predicted model, not a curated record. The transcript is spliced from 3 exons. Bases 56 to 586 code for a protein of 176 amino acids.